UCAAAGAAGCGAAGCAACUCGUUCGCGAAGAAUCGUCUGAACAAUUAAACAAUAAAUCUAAACAACACUUGGCUGCCAAAAAGAUAUGACUGGUGUGCGAGUCGCGUUGUUCGCGGCGACCGUGACGUUGCUCGCGAUCGUCGAUACCUCGAUCGCCCAGUCGACCAGGCAAUCUCUCCAGUGCAAAAACAUUGCCAGAGACGUGAUCAUCAACAGCUGCAAGGGGCCAAGGAUGAAACGAUCCCCGGAGAGUCCGAGUCUCGCGAGGUUGAACCAGGAGGCGCCAAUAGCGGUGAAGACAGAGGCUGCCGAAGCAAGAGACGACGACGAACCGCGUCUAACGCAAAGUAAACGUAAUUUCUUUCCUCCCCUUUACGGUAUGCCACCAAUACCGAUGUUUGGCGGCAAUUACGCGUCGAACAAUUAUCACCAAACGGAUCUCUCUCUGCCUGGACUCGGAUUCAUGGACACUGGUUACGCCAACACGAUGGAAGAAAGCUACUUGCCGCCGAAUCCAUUUGGUUAUCAGCCAGGAUAUAUGAUAAGAUCCGUUAAUCCAAACGAUCUUCUUGGCUUCAGUCUAAGCGCUGACGAACUGGAAGAACUAUACCACGAGAUCGGUGACAGAAUGCCACGAAAUUCGAAGAAUCUGAACAAGAAGAUUUUCCAACACGUCGCCAUGAAAUGCUGCCCAAACGCGCAAUUAUGCUACGACAAUCCACGGAUAAUUCCUUGCAUGGGCUUGCCAUUCUGAAAAAUCCGACAGGUGAUCGUUACGCAGUAGAUUGUACUUAAACUCUCGG
This is a messenger RNA of Frieseomelitta varia, 803 nucleotides long. RefSeq lists its product as uncharacterized. The record is from RefSeq and is a predicted model, not a curated record. Bases 86 to 754 code for a protein of 222 amino acids. The transcript is spliced from 4 exons. NCBI's taxonomy places the organism in Eukaryota, Metazoa, Arthropoda, Insecta, Hymenoptera, Apidae.